AUGCUCUUCUCUCUGCUCGUCGGCGCCGUGGCCCUCUGCGGCGCCGCCGUGGCCGCGCCGCCUCCCGCCGCGGUCAUGACGCCGGCGGCCGUGCUCGACCGUCGCGACCCGGCCGGCGAGCUCGAUCCGUGGGUCAGCGUCAACGAGGACCCGUCGGCGACGACGCUCACGCCGCAGUGGACGACCGACGGCGAGGGCAAGUCGACGCUCAAGGACGCGGCGCCGUCGAGCCUCACCGGCUCCGUCUUCUCCUUCACCACGCUCGGCGAGCCCACCACCACCACCGGCGACCCGCCCAACCCGACGGCGACCAACAACAAGGGCACCGGCGCCUUUACCCUGUGCUCGAAAAAGGACAGCAGCCUCGAUCCGUUUUGCCGUCCGCGCGUAAACUCGACCCUGGAGCCCGGCAACGUCUACUACCUCACUUGGGACCCCGAACACUACGCCAGCAAGCUCAACGAGUCGUACUCGCUCACCGUGCAGGUCAAGCAGCAGAACCGCACCACCAAGGAAUGGGUGUUCCUCACCGACUUUGACCAGACACACGUGCCCGCCAAGCAGGGCUACUUCCCCUUUGCCGUCGGCGACAAGCUGCUCGACGGGCACGACAGCAACAACAUCACGGUGACGCUCCAGCGGCGGCUCAACAGCACCAUUGGCGACCCGGACGACGUCACGGCCGCGUACCCGCUCACCGUCACCCGGUUCAAGUUCCCGGCCACGGCGCCCAACAACGGCGCCGUCGGCCACUCCCUCACCAUUGCCCUGCCCGUCGUCUUCGGCACCAUCCUGCUGCUCGUCGUCGGCCUCGCGCUGUGGAACCGCAAGACGCGCCGCAUCCACCUCGGCGCCAUCCUGCCCCGCAAGAGCGCCCGCGGCUACUCGGGCCGCUCGGCGCGUCGUCGCCGCAUGUUUGGCGCCGCCGCCCCCGGCGCCACCGACGCCGAUCAUGAUAUCCAGCUCGGCAACGGCUUUCCCGACGACGGCCCCGUGUACCGCGACGCGCCGCCGCCGCAGGCUGGCUACCGCCACCGCGCGGACAGAGAUAGCCUCGACAGCCUGGACGCCUCGCCGGUGCGUGACAGCUUCCAGCAGCAGGGCAUCACGGGCGGCCGCAACGUGUUCCGCGACGAGAUGGAUCGUCAGCAGCAUGAGCGCAGCGGGUUUUGA
Messenger RNA from Cordyceps militaris CM01, 1173 nucleotides. RefSeq lists its product as uncharacterized. The record is from RefSeq and is a predicted model, not a curated record. The coding region runs from base 1 to 1173 and encodes 390 amino acids. Lineage: Eukaryota; Fungi; Ascomycota; Sordariomycetes; Hypocreales; Cordycipitaceae. The transcript has 2 exons.